UUUAUUGUGUGAUAUUUUUUUCAGGAUCCUACAACAGAUCUGCCAUGAUUGUACCUUUAUCUGUAUCACACUCAUGGUCUUUUGUAUAUGGUGAACAGGGAUGUGCCAAGAAUCAAUGGCGUCAAAAUCUAUUCAAGAUUUUUCAAGAAUGGACACGGAUUGCUAGCAAAAAAGAUAUUGAGUACGUGUUAACAUGUGGGACAUUGCUAGGGGCUUUAAGGACUGCUGAUGUGAUUCCUUAUGACUCUGACAUGGACAUUCUUGUGAAUAUAAAGUACUAUCAACAGCUCAAGAAGUUAUCAGCUGAAAGAAAUUUUGACCCUCAAGAUGGAAAAAUACGUUUAGUGAUGCAACCCCAGUUUGAACUAAACGUGUCAACUCAAUCUCGCAAAAGAUAUACCUGUUCAGGAAAGCUUACUCCUACAAUGGUUGAUGUGUGUUCAUUUCAAGAUCCUAUGGCUCGUCUUAUAAGAAAAUAUCUUCAUGUUGACCUUUAUCCAUUUUAUGAAAAAGGAGAUCAUCUAUUGGAUACUACUGAUGGGGAUGUCCGUGUUUACAACAAGAAGGAUAUGUACCCUUUGAGGCCUUGCACAAUGAUGGGCUUUGAUAGUUUCUGUCCUCAAAAUCCAUGGAACAUACUUCAUGCUUAUUACAGAACAAAGAAUUUUAAUGCAACUUACAAAUGUAAUGGAAAGGCUUGGGUAGAUAAGAAUGGUCGACAUGCAUAAAACCUGUAUCUCCCUUUUACUUUAUUUACAUUAGAAAUAGAAUUUGUUUUUAUCAAAAUAGAAAGAUAUAAAUAAUAAGGGAGAUAAAUAAUAAGGGAGAGACUCUGCGCUAUUAGGGAAUAUUGAUAUUUAUCAUAUAAUUAUCUAUGAAAUACCUAUAUUUCUCCAUUUCGUAAAAUUGAUAUUUUCACUAGUGAAAAUAACA
Exaiptasia diaphana is the source of this 933-nucleotide messenger RNA. RefSeq lists its product as uncharacterized. The coding region runs from base 45 to 728 and encodes 227 amino acids. The record is from RefSeq and is a predicted model, not a curated record. Lineage: Eukaryota; Metazoa; Cnidaria; Anthozoa; Actiniaria; Aiptasiidae. Gene Ontology annotation, biological process: protein O-linked glycosylation via mannose. Gene Ontology annotation, cellular component: Golgi apparatus. The transcript has 2 exons.